Molecule: messenger RNA, 873 nt
Organism: Dibothriocephalus latus
Lineage: Eukaryota; Metazoa; Platyhelminthes; Cestoda; Diphyllobothriidea; Diphyllobothriidae
Source: the annotation of a GenBank genome assembly
AUGACAACCCUCACAUCAGCUCCUGUCUACUCCAAUAUAUUGGUAGCACAGCCUCCGGCAACGGUCUUCCAACAACAUCCCGGAGAAAACGUUGUCUUUAGGCUGAAGUUGGAUGACUCUACUGUCCUCUGUCCCGUAGUCGGUCAAACCAUGUGCACCCAGGACCCGACACUAAUGCAGCAGGCCCAGGCGCAGACGCAGGCACAGAAUCCACCGCAGUCGCAAACGCAGCCACAGCAACAACAACCCUCUCAGCAACAGGGUGCUGAUGACCAGCAGUCCCAACAACAACAAACUCAACAGCAGCCACAACAACAGCAAACUGCCAUUGAACAGGACGAAAACGUUGUCGGCCAUCAAUACAAGUGUGGAUACUGCCACAAACCCUUCUUCACCGAACUUGAUCUGCGGCAGCACAUUGACAUUGUACAUUCAGGUAUGCGCCGUUUUCCUUGCCAUAUUUGUGGAAAGGCCUACGCUAAGUCAUUUUUGUUGAAGAACCACGUCAAAAGCAUGCAUGAGCAAAUUCGUGACGUACUUUGCACAAUCUGUCAAAAGGCGUUUUGUAAGCGCUCAGUGAUGAAGCGACACAUGAAGUCAGUGCAUGCGGAUUCAAAGAACUUCACCUGUACAUUAUGUGGAAAAGCCUUUGCCGAAAAGAAAAACCUCCAGAUGCAUGUGGAUGCACUUCACAAAGGCCUGAAACCCUAUCACUGUAAUACGUGCGGAAAGGACUUCGCGCGGAAGUGCGAUCUUGUUCGUCAUGGAAACUCCGUUCAUAGAGGUUUGUCCGUUUUGCCCGCGUUCUGUUUGCUUGACACAACGACAGCCCCGAGGUUCCGCUGCUCUGGGCGGCACACUGGCCUCUAUUAG